CAAUGUGAAGUAUCAGAAGAGUAUAAUUUGAAACUUUCUGGGACAGAGGACUGUUUUAUUAUCUCUCAUUCUUCGAUUUUAAUAAGUGAAGAAGAGCCUCAAAGUAUUGUGAGUAAAGACGAGGAUUUCUCCUCCUAUCCAGGGCCUGUCAUGGAUGAAGAGACUCAGCACAGCCUUGAAUGCAUCCAGGCUAAUCAGAUUUUUCCCAGGAAGCAGCUGAUCCGAGAAGAUGAGAACCUUCAGGUCCCAUUCAUUGAACUUCAUGGUGAGAGUACAGAGUAUGUAGGACGAGCAGAGGAUGCCAUCAUUGCACUUUCUAAUUACAGGCUUCACAUCAAAUUCAAGGAGUCUGUUGUGAAUGUUCCAUUGCAGCUUAUAGAAAGUGUUGAGUGCCGUGAUAUAUUUCAGCUUCAUUUGACUUGCAAAGACUGCAAGGUUAUAAGGUGUCAGUUUUCUACUUUUGAGCAGUGUCAGGAUUGGCUUAAGCGACUGAACAAUGCCAUACGCCCUCCUUCGAAGAUAGAAGACCUUUUCUCAUUUGCCUAUCACGCUUGGUGUAUGGAGGUAUAUGCUAGUGAAAAGGAACAGCACGGGGAUUUGUGUCGGCCAGGAGAACAUGUAACUUCAAGGUUUAAAAAUGAAGUGGAGCGGAUGGGUUUUGAUAUGAACAAUGCCUGGAGGAUUUCCAACAUCAAUGAGAAGUACAAGCUCUGUGGUAGUUACCCUCAGGAAAUCAUAGUUCCUGCCUGGAUCACGGAUAAAGAGCUAGAGAGUGUGGCAAGCUUUCGGUCCUGGAAGCGUAUCCCUGCUGUUGUGUACAGGCACCAGAGCAAUGGAGCAGUUAUUUCCCGCUGUGGACAGCCUGAGGUCAGUUGGUGGGGCUGGAGGAAUGCAGAUGAUGAACACCUUGUCCAGUCUGUAGCCAAAGCCUGUGCCUCAGACUCGAGGUCCAACAGUAACAAAUUAAUGAAUGGAAAUUGUUCCAGAGAUUUCUCCAAUGGAGGGGACCUCUCUGAUGUGGAGUUUGAUUCCUCAAUCUCUAAUGCUUCAGGAGCAGAGAGUUUGGCAAUACAGCCUCAGAAGCUUUUGAUCUUAGACGCACGAUCUUACGCAGCAGCUGUGGCGAAUAGAGCCAAAGGUGGGGGCUGUGAGUGCCCAG
Messenger RNA from Pelecanus crispus (Dalmatian pelican), 1159 nucleotides. The record is from RefSeq and is a predicted model, not a curated record. NCBI's taxonomy places the organism in Eukaryota, Metazoa, Chordata, Aves, Pelecaniformes, Pelecanidae.